Ostrea edulis (European flat oyster) is the source of this 2224-nucleotide messenger RNA. Its product is annotated as ATP-dependent RNA helicase DDX19A-like. The coding region runs from base 126 to 1733 and encodes 535 amino acids. The record is from RefSeq and is a predicted model, not a curated record. The transcript is spliced from 13 exons. NCBI's taxonomy places the organism in Eukaryota, Metazoa, Mollusca, Bivalvia, Ostreida, Ostreidae. Gene Ontology annotation, molecular function: RNA helicase activity; ATP binding; RNA binding. Gene Ontology annotation, cellular component: nucleus; cytoplasmic stress granule. Gene Ontology annotation, biological process: poly(A)+ mRNA export from nucleus.
ACAGCAAAGAACGAAUAACUUCAUGAACGAGUUCAUGAAAAUUAUUUCCGGUUGAGAAAGAGAAAGUUGAAUUCGCAAAAAAAAAUUGAGUAAUAGUGAGUGCAUUGAAAAGGAAAACAACAAGGAUGGCGGAUUUAGACUGGGGAGCUGAAGUGGAAUCUCAGGAAAAAUCAUUGACAAGAGAGUCCACAGGAUCAGGUAACCAUGGGAACCAGUCAUUAAACUGGGCAGAGGAGGUGGAGAGAAAUGACUUAUCACAAGAGAUUGACAGAAUAUCAAUAGGUAAAAACACGUCACCCUCGAAACCCUCCAAUGCGCCAGCUCAGAGUGGCCCCACCCAGACAAGUCAGCCACUCCCGAGACCUCUCAACGGGGCAGGGGCAAUGGCUGCUGGCUCAUCACCCAAUCAGGAUGGGGCAGGGGCAUCCGGGGAUAAUGAAGAGAAAGGGACCUCAAAAGAAGAUGCCUCCCUACUCCAGAAGUUGAUUAAUUCGAAGCUUCUCUCCACAAAAGCAAACCUUGAAAUCCUGCAGAAGGAUCCUAACUCUCCACUGUACUCUGUCAAAUCAUUUGAGGCAUUAAAUCUGAAAAAAGAGCUUUUAGAGGGAAUAUAUAAGAUAGGUUACAACACACCGUCAAAAAUCCAGGAAACGGCCCUACCUGUUCUACUAGCAGAUCCACCUGCCAACAUGAUCGCACAGAGUCAGAGUGGGACAGGAAAAACAGCAGCCUUCGUCCUGACCAUGCUGAGCCGGGUGGACACAAGGCUUCACUAUCCACAGUGUCUGUGUAUUGCACCUACUUAUGAAUUAGCUCUACAAAUUGGUCAAAAUGUGGAAGACAUGGGAAAGUGCAUGACAGAUCUGAAAAUCAUAUACGCAGUCCGAGGAGAGAAGUUGGACAGAGGUACAAAACUUGAUGGACAUUUAAUCAUCGGAACCCCGGGGACAGUGUGUGACUGGGCUUUGAAGCUCCGUUUCUUUGACCUGAAAAAGAUCAAUGUUUUCGUGUUGGAUGAAGCAGAUGUAAUGAUUGCUACACAAGGUCACCAAGACCAGUCGAUCAGAAUUCAGAGGGGUUUAAGAAGGGAUUGCCAAAUGUUACUAUUUUCGGCCACAUACGAGGAUGAUGUGAUGAAAUUCGCCCAGGCUGUAAUCCCCAACAGUCCCAUCGUGAUUCGACUCCGGCGAGAAGAACAGUCGCUGGAUAACAUCAAACAGUACUACAUUGAGUGCGCUGACCAGGAGGGGAAAUUCCAAGCCCUGUCCAACAUCUACGGCUCUAUAUCAAUAGGACAGUCUAUGAUAUUUUGUGCUACCAGACGGACAGCGGCCUGGCUAGCAGAGAAGAUGACCAAAGAGGGACAUGCUGUAGGUCUCCUGAGUGGAGAAUUAUCAAUAGAACAAAGGGCAGCCAUCAUCAACCGCUUCAAAGACGCUAAAGAGAAAGUUCUCAUCACCACCAAUGUCACAGCUAGAGGUAUUGAUGUGGAACAAGUGACAGUUGUGGUGAACUUUGACCUCCCUCUCACACAAGAUUUCCGACCAGAUUUCGAGACCUAUCUCCACAGAAUCGGUAGAACGGGUCGGUUUGGUAAAAAGGGCUUGGCAAUAAACAUGGUGGAUGGCAGGCAGUCGUUUUCUACAUUAAAACAGAUCGAGAAAUACUUUGGGCGUAAGGUAGAAAAGCUGGAUGUAGAGGACAUGGAGGAAGUGGAGAAAAUCGGCAGUUAAAACGGAAACUCGGCGAAACUCCACUCCGCAGUGUCCAUUAACUGUGGGGCAUCAGAACUUUAUAGAAAAGACAAUUCACUACUGGAGAGGAUAGACUGCCAAACAUACUCAUCUUAAAGAAUGUGAAUGGACUGGAGAAAAGGACCUCAUUUUACCUGUGAAAAAAAAGAUAGUCAUUUUAUUUCAGUCAAGAAAGAUAUCUUUUUUAUGAUAAUGUUGAUCUGUUGUAUAUUAGUAGGCCAAGUUUUAAUUCAAGGGUACUACAUACUAUUUUAUUGUCCAGUUUUACAAUGCUGUUAGUGAAUGAACUCUUUCAUCGUGUACAAAUGAAAACUUUUUACAGUGACCAUCUUUUUAGCAGUGAUAUAACACCUUCAUUACAUUGAACACAUGCGUCAACAAAGAAUUAGGAUCUCAGAUUUUCUAAGAGCUAAUGAUAUAUGUACAUUGCUGUUGAUUGAUAUGUAAUAAAGAACAUUUCUAAUAUUUGA